UUCAUCCCUUCCAAGCUUUUGUUUGGUUAUUGUACAGUUAUUUUGACCGAUUAACACUUUUCUUUUUUGGCGAUUCAUUCUUUGAAUUGAGGUCUGAUUGCCCCAUAUUUUAUUCUAUAUUAGAGAUUCAACAUGUCCGUUCGACGCGCCUCUCAUGCCGGUAGCUGGUACUCUGAUUCUGGCAAAGAACUUUCAAAGCAGCUCGAGGGCUGGCUAAGUGCUGCCGAUCUUUCUCACGGUCCUGCUAGAGCCAUCAUUGCCCCACAUGCUGGAUACCAAUACUGUGGAGCUUGUGAAGCAUUUGCGUAUCGCCAAGUCAGCCCUGUUUGUGUUAAACGGGUAUUUAUCUAUGGGCCCUCUCAUCAUGUCCGACUUGCCGGAUGCGCUCUGUCAUCUGCUACCAAGUAUCGAACUCCUUUGUAUGACUUGAAGAUAGACACUCAGAUUUAUGCUGAACUUGAAAGUACUGGCCACUUUGAGAGGAUGAAUAUGACUGUUGAUGAAGACGAGCACAGCAUUGAAAUGCAUCUGCCAUACAUUGCGAAAAUUAUGGAAGACUAUAAGGACAAGUUUACAAUUGUUCCGAUCCUUGUUGGAUCUCUUUCUCCUGAGAAAGAAGCUCUUUAUGGAAAGGUUCUUGCAAAGUAUCUGGCUGACCCUCAGAACCUCAUUGUUGUGUCAUCUGAUUUUUGCCACUGGGGCCAACGGUUUAGAUACACAUUCCAUGAACGUUCAUGGGGUCCAAUACACCAGUCAAUUGAAACUCUUGAUCGCAAAGGUAUGGACAUUAUAGAAACUCUGAACCCAUCUGCCUUUACUGAUUAUCUGAAGAAGUAUGGUAACACAAUUUGUGGCCGCCAUCCUAUUGGUGUCCUGUUGCAGUCUGCUGCUCAUCUCAUUAAAGAAGGUGGCUUGAAUGGAGAGAAGCUCUCCAUGAAAUUUUUGCAGUAUGCUCAAUCAAACAAGUGCUGUAACACCAGUGACUCGUCAGUUAGCUAUGCUUCUGCUGCUUUGGUGUUUGAGUAGUACAUGAAAAAGGAAAAGUAGAGGUGUUGUGUUCUAGUGACUCAUGAGUUCAGUGCAAUGAACAGUUGUAUUAUCCUUAUUUUAUUGUCUGCAUAGAACUACAGAUUGUACUGAACGAUAAUCUUUGACUUGUAAUUUAUUGAACAUAAUUUUCUUGUCAAUGUGCUGCUUCACCAGUAGAGACGUUCCUCAUGGUGGGACGUAAUGUGUCAAUGUGAUAAUGUUUCUUCUCCCAUAUCUUCACAAUUGAUUGUCACCGGCUCUUAUUGUCCUAAAGGUGUGAUCUGCAGUGGAUCAGAGGCUUUAAGUUUAGAUAAUUCAAAGCUAGGCUCUAUUAUAUGUCUAUUGAUUUAAAUAAUUUCUGAGUUGAAAGUAUGACUUCAUGCCCAAUUUGACUCAGAAUUACAUUUGAAGGCAAUGAAUUUAGUUAUUCAUUGGCAGAUGCUAAGUUGUGAUUUUUAUGAGAAAAAUGUUCUAGAGACAUAACGAACUUCUUAAUUUAAUUCAUCAGAGGAUUGUUUGAGUCCUUUCCAGCUAUGAAGCAGAGUUUUUACUUUGCUCAGAGGACGAGUAAAAUUGUCCAUGUAUCCCACUUGAUGCAUUUCAUUACCUACUUUUGGUACUAGACAAAUAUUCCCUGCUAAGUCAGCAGCUUUGAACUGCUGUUAUUCGUCUUUGGUGGCUGAAUUAUUACAUGUAUCCUUUAGGAAUAUUUUAUUUUUAACUGCCAUCAUUUAUCAAGCAAUCUGUGAUUUGUGCCCUGCAUUCUGUCAACGAAGACUGUAAAAGGUUGUCUGGCCAUACUCAGGGAUGCAGGUUGUGUGUCCUCAAGCAGUGCGUCUUAACAUUUGGAAUGCCUCAUGUACUUUACUGUGCCUUAAAUUUUCAAUAUUUCUUUUUUUUUCUUUAUGAGCUGCACUGCUUGAAGGGAGUAAGGCUUUAUACAUGUUGUGGAGGAUUUCUUGUGAAGAAUGAUUUUUGUCUUCAUUUUUCAUUACACCCUCAUGGCACUGAGUGGGGCCAGGACUUAAAAAACAUAUGUGGGAAUUUCUAGAACCUUUCCUUCAAUGCUCUUAGUGAUUUUUUUUACCAGUGUGCUCAUUUUUUAAAGUUUUGUAUGGGACUAGAAACAUGUUUAGUCUAGUAUGGCAUUUGGUUGGUUUAAAUUGAGAUUUUCACAUUUUCAUGUGGGUACACUCCUUUAUAUCCUGCUGUGAUCUGAAAGGUAGUGAUUUCACUCUGUCCAAGUAAUGACUUAAUAUUAAAUGUUUUAGUUGAUUUGAUAUCUUUAUGCUUAAAAAUCUUGGAAGAAAGGUUGUGAAUGUUAAUGGAUCUGAAAAAGAGUUGUGUUAUUGAAGACAAGUUCAAUUACGUGUAAGCAAAGGCAAGGCUGUCAUUUGCUGAUUUAACUGCCUAUGACUUGAGUGAACUUUCCAUGCCAAGAGAUAGCUUUAAUCUGUACUGUGACUUAUGUGAAGGGAAUCUCGGUGAGCUCUGCGAGAUGCUUUGACUUGGAGUUUAUUCCUACAAUUAAAAGAAAGGAACAAGAA
Messenger RNA from Thrips palmi, 2576 nucleotides. RefSeq names its product protein MEMO1. NCBI's taxonomy places the organism in Eukaryota, Metazoa, Arthropoda, Insecta, Thysanoptera, Thripidae. Bases 133 to 1026 code for a protein of 297 amino acids. The transcript is spliced from 8 exons. The record is from RefSeq and is a predicted model, not a curated record.